Molecule: messenger RNA, 1783 nt
Organism: Anguilla anguilla (European eel)
Lineage: Eukaryota; Metazoa; Chordata; Actinopteri; Anguilliformes; Anguillidae
Gene: c3h7orf57
Product: chromosome 3 C7orf57 homolog
Exons: 8
Coding region: 149-847 (232 amino acids)
Source: RefSeq, a predicted model, not a curated record
GUCUUCCGUUCUGUUCCGAUGCCAUUUCCAUAGUUACGAACCAGCUGACUCUGUAUUCCGGAAACAGUCAUCGAACUGAAAUAUCCCAAACCGAAGGGUAGCUAACAAGCGAGGACAUAAUUCAUAGUUAGCUCGCUAGCAAGUAGACAUGAGUACCGAAAUGGACCAUCGCCGAAGAAAACCUGGCACAAAACCUAACUAUCAAGCCAAUGGCGCACAGGGCCCCACCUCACAGAUUCCAGGGCUGUCAAACAGUGCCGACACAGCUCCUUUGGAGAAGAGCCGUGGACGUCGCGUCGGUGUAUUUGAGACAGAUUCAGAAUAUGUCAAACUUGCCAAACAAGGCGGGCAAAGGGGUUUAUUGUGGCAUGAGGAGACCAAUUUGGAGACCAAACCUAAUGCACAAUACAGGCCUCCUGAUUGGUUCUCUGCCUCAGACAAGGAACAAAAGUGCCCUUCUAAAGGAUCAACCCCGGAGCUUUUGACUCCUGAAGAGGACAAGGAAAGUCCAACUAAGGGGGCCAUACUGCGGGCCAGUGCUCCCUUUGGGAGUGAUAACAAAUCCACUUGGGAGCGGGAAGCUGAUAACUUUACUUCUGGUCAAGAUAAGAUCGUCAUGGCCGACCAUGCUGCGGAGCAGAUGAAGAAGAUGAGCCUGGCCUCUGGAAACGAUGAGGCAAACAAGUAUAAGAGAACGUCCCACGACAAGAAGGCAGCCCCUGUCAGCAUGUCUAAGUUGUUGAGCUUUGGCUAUGUAGAGGAGAAGUCCCCAAAAGAUGACGAUGACGAAUCAAGUGUUACAUCUGAUCCAGCGAGCUCCAUCGCACUUGAGGAGGACCUGGAGUAAAUUCGAGAAAAGGAUGCGCUGCCAAUCACUGCGUGCGUUCUCUCAUGCAACAUCCUGCUCACAUUCCUCUCUCCAGUUCGAAUUCCCCAUUGAGGAUUUUAUAUUUCAGUUCUGUUGGUUAUUUAUGUAAAUUCACUAGUUUUAUUAGUGUUUGAUGUAUUUUUUACUCAUUCUCAUUGUCAAGUAUUGUCAAGACACUUGAUAUUUGUAUGAACAUUCUCAGAUUUAAGGUGUAUCUUUAGCGAUAGCUGCUGUUCGUGUGGUAUUUAUGCUGUAAACUCACAAAAGAAGAGUACAAAAGAACGAUUUUCUCAAAGUGGUAUGAACAACUAACACCAAGGGCUUGUACUGGACUCAUUUGCUUAUGCACUUAAUCUUCGUAAGUAUUAUUGCACCUAUUGCUUUAAGCUGUGGGAAGGAACUGUUGUUAACCAGGACCAUGCAGCAGAGCUGGAUAUUGUUGCCAGCAGUGUUAUUGCCAAGAAGGUUCUCUUUCACAUAAUCCACAAGAACAAAGGGUCUGGCAGUUUUAAAUUCAAACGCAAUGCAAAAUGACAUCUGAUUUUCAAACUUGAGCCAGAUUCUCAAUUUCAGGCUCCAUUCUCUCUCCACUACUGUAUAGUGUAUAAGUGCAUGAUGGUCAGUUUAGGAUUUUGUGAUAUUUCAGUAACAACUUUAGCCUGAUUGUCAUUUUCCAUUUUCUUCUGUGAGACUGUUUAUAAAUGCUGUUCCAUUGUCAUUUUGAUAUUGUUUGGUAUGCAAGUUGAAGUUUUAAGGAUGUUCUACUUAAGAACAUCCUUGGUUUAAAAAAAAGAGAAAAAAGAGAAACAUGACAUUGCAUUUAUGUAUGGUCAUCUUACAUUUUGACCUUAAGUGAAGGUUACAAUUUGUUGUUGAUUGAAAUAUCUCAAACAAUAAACUUGCAUGGGCAUGUGA